This is a messenger RNA of Leptosia nina, 309 nucleotides long. The record is from the annotation of a GenBank genome assembly. NCBI's taxonomy places the organism in Eukaryota, Metazoa, Arthropoda, Insecta, Lepidoptera, Pieridae.
AUGAUUGGAAAGGUUUUCUUUCUCGCUGCCCUUGCCUUUGCUACCGCCAAGCCAAGCGUGCCAGCUUUAGUUUCUCCAGCAUCAGUGGUAGCUGCAGCGCCUUUGGUGGCGGCACCAGCGGUUGCUCCCGCCCCAAUUGUAACUGCGUCCAGCUCUCAGUUCAUUGCAAGGAAUUACAAUGGCCUGGUAACAGCACCCUUGGUUGCAUCCGCUGCAUAUUACCCUGCGCCCGCAAGAUUAAUUGCUCCAGCACCAUAUGCAGUGCCUGCAUCUUAUGUGGCUAAUCCAGCACCAAUUGUCGCCUUCUAG